GUGUGUCUUGAGCGCCCAUUAUCGGAAAGACGUGAGACGAGAGACGGCAUUGACAACAAGACCAGACCUCUGGAUACUCUGUCGUUGAAAACUCCUUCGAGUGAAGAAUAAUGCUGAGGCGCAUCAAUGUUGGGGAUGACGCUCGAUGGAGCCCUUCUGUCUCCGUCAUCACCCCUUCGUCGACUCCAGCGUCGCCCUGCGGCGACCGAGUGACGCGUCUGAGGAGCAACCGUUCGGAACGCAAACACGUCUCCAGCAACAAGAGCCUCGUUCUGAAGUUGGGCGUCUGCUUCCUGUACCUGGUGGCCCUGCAAAACGCGGUGUCCACCACCUUCAAGUGUGCCUUCACCCGGAUCCCCAUGAACGUGCUGGAUGCAGUGUCCGUGGCCUGUCGCACAUUGUUCGCCGCGCUGACCUCGCACCUGUACUGCAGGAGCUAUCCGGACAUCGUCCGCUUCCUCUCCCGCGACCGCAAGCUGGACCCAGGACUGUACCAGGAGCUGAAAGACAGCAUUGUCAUGCGGCGCAAGCGGUGGCUGGCCCAUGGACUUGCGGUCGCUUAUGGGGUCGCCAUGGCGGUACACCAGUGCGCCUGGCUGUACCGGUACGGGCCGCUGGUCUACUUUCGCAGCCAGCUGUACAACUUGGAUCCCGUCGCACUGCGCAUGCGCCCCAGCGUGGUCGCCUUCGCCGCCAUAGUGGACUUCACGGCGUUCAAUGUGGCCGUGCUAGUGCCCGCAUUCUGCAUGGCGCACUACGUCACCGUCUGCGACCUAAUUGUGCUCAAGGGAAGCCGUUUCCGCGGCUUGCUCAAAGGGUACUGCAUCUCCGGUGGCGACGGUAUCAAGGUCAGCACCGUGCGCAAGCUGCAGGCAUCUUACGCAUCCCUCAAGGAUGCGGUGCAGUUCGUGGACAAGAACCUUCGCGCAGCGGUGUUCAUCUGGUACGUGGACACCGUGCUGAACAUCGUGGUGAGUGUGCGUUCGGUGCAGCACACGCUGGCGCACUUCAACGCGUACUCGGCGGCCGGGGCGUACGUGCACGCGGCGUACCUGGCCGCCGCCUUUCUUCUCGUCUCGCUCUCGGCUGCCAACCUGGUGGCACAGAGGAGGCACCUGCUGCACGACAUGUGCCGCCUGGUGUGCGCCAUCGGCACCGCAGAGGACGACGAGCUUUGCAACCAGGUGAUGCUUCUUCAGGAGGACGUCGCCAACGGGCAGCUGGCGUUCACAGGUUGGGACUGCUUCGACAUCGAUCGUCCUUUGAUCCUUAGUGUCAUGGGAGCCGUCAUCACGUACUCCGUUGUUCUUCAGCAGCUCACCUAAGCCAGCACCUGUAGCUUCUGAUCAAUUUGGAGAGUA
Rhipicephalus sanguineus (brown dog tick) is the source of this 1361-nucleotide messenger RNA. RefSeq lists its product as uncharacterized. Bases 111 to 1325 code for a protein of 404 amino acids. The record is from RefSeq and is a predicted model, not a curated record. Gene Ontology annotation, cellular component: membrane. Gene Ontology annotation, biological process: detection of chemical stimulus involved in sensory perception of taste; sensory perception of chemical stimulus. The transcript has 6 exons. Gene Ontology annotation, molecular function: taste receptor activity. NCBI's taxonomy places the organism in Eukaryota, Metazoa, Arthropoda, Arachnida, Ixodida, Ixodidae.